Molecule: messenger RNA, 5825 nt
Organism: Ruditapes philippinarum (Manila clam)
Lineage: Eukaryota; Metazoa; Mollusca; Bivalvia; Venerida; Veneridae
Exons: 6
Coding region: 259-1119 (286 amino acids)
Source: RefSeq, a predicted model, not a curated record
GAAUAUCGAUUUGACCCUGAUAUCUUGUUUACAAUAUUAUGAUUUUUAAAACACGUUCAAACAUAUUUUUACUUUAUUUGUGAGUGACAUAAAUUAAACAGAUAAGGAUAAACAAGCGGAAUACAUUUAAUAGUGUCUUAAGGUGUUAAUGAAACGCAGUUAAGAUAGUUAAUGGUGUUUAUAUCUUUUCAACUUUAUUUUGUUUAAAGAAAGAGCUUAAAUAUGUUUCCUUGGUUAAAAAAAUAAAAGAAAGAAACGAUGUCAACGAAACAACACUCAAAGAGCAGUACGCGCCCUGAAGGUCCCCAGAGAGAAGAGUCAAAGAUGUUAGCCAGUGAUUCUAUAUCAACAUGUGGUGAACCAGCAUUUGCAUCUAACAUUGACAGGUUUGAAACACUAGAAGAAGUUAGUAGAGCUAUAAAACAAGAAGGUGUUGAUAAUUGUGGUCUCAUUUUUGGUAUAGAUUAUACAUUAAGCAACAAAUUGCAAGGUCAGAUAACAUUCGGAGGUUCCAGUCUUCAUGAUAUUUCUGAUGACAAAGUUAAUCCAUACCAGGAGGUUAUAUGUAUACUUGGUGAGACUCUAGAACCUUUAGAUGAUGAUGGUAUAAUACCAGCAUAUGGGUUCGGUGAUAGACGGGUCAAGGAUAAAGGCAUAUUCCCAUUGAAGACUGAGGGAGAAUGUGAUGGUUUUGCCGAAGUGUUAGAUGUAUAUAAUGAAGUCACACCAUCAAUUAAACUUGGAGGACCAACUAACUUUGCUCCGCUUAUAAAAGAAGCUAUUGAUAUUGUUAAAAAAGAAAAACAGUACCACAUUCUAGUGAUUGUUGCAGACGGUCAGGUAACUAGCGAGGAGGAGACAAUAGAUGCUAUAGUAACCGCCUCAAACUAUCCUCUCUCAAUUGUUGUAAUAGGUGUAGGUGACGGACCAUGGGAAGUUAUGCGGGACUUUGAUAAUAAAUUACCUGAGAGAAAGUUUGACAAUUUCCAGUUUGUAGAAUUUCACAAAACCAAAUCAGAAGCAAGAAAUCCGCAAGCAGCAAUAGCACUUCAGGCCUUGAUGGAAAUACCUGAUCAGUUUAAAGAUAUUAAAAGACUGAAUCUGUUGAAUAAAUUGUGAAUAUUAAGAUAUUCUUCCAUAUGAGUUUCAUACAUUAAUGAAUUGAAAACUUUGUGACAUUGAGCAACUGCCACAUGCUUGCGAUAAUUUCUUCUUUUCUAGAGUUUUGUUAUAAAUCUAGGUUGUGAAUUUGUCAAAUGUAAAUGAGCCGCGUGUAGCAUUAGUUGUCCUAAUCGUCCAUUUCAUUUUUUUCUGACCUUUUAAGUUUAUCUUUUGUAUAUCACUCAUAGGAAACUGUAUGUCUUUUAAAGUAAUGUUAUCCGGUCAUGACAAAUUUAUCGCAGUAAUCACGUGGCCGUUUAAUGGCCUUAUUUGGGGAUCAUUUCUAACUGUACAGGGACGAAAAUUGCUGGACGCGGCUCAUAUAAGAAUACUCCUAACUUUUAUCUUGUUGAUGACACUGGUUGUGGCGCCGUUAUAUGUCGCAACGCCGCUAAAUGUCGCACUUGCCGCUAAAUGUCGCACCAUUGCCGCUCAAUGUCGCAACCGCCGCUAAAUGUCGCAAAAUCAUUUGCCGUUAAAUGUCGCAAUGUUAACGUUCAAUGUCGCACGGAUUUCCCCUACCGUUAAAUGUCGCAACACUAUCGUUAAAUGUCGCAAGAUGUUGAACUCGAGUUUUAUUAUUGUAUUAUAUCAAUUAAAUCUGCCUACUCAAGACGAAUUAUACCUGUUUGAAAACGAGUGAUUUUAUCAUAUAUGGAAAUGCGCUGCAAAUUAUACAACGAUAAUACUCAUAUCAUAAAUAAAUGUUUAUUGUUUUGCGUUCGAUUUUUACCUGAUCUUAUACAAGUACAUAUUGAUAAAUUAAUUAUACAAUUGUCUACCAUUUGUAUGAAACUGCAAAAUUUACAUUGUUAUGUAAAUACUUUUGUACAAACAUGUCUGUAAAAUUAGCAAAAGAGACAGCCUAACGGCCAGUCUGAGUUUGCAGAAUGAUGGCCUAGCAGGCUGAGGAGGCAAAUCGUCUCGCAGCCGGAAGAGGCAUCCUAAGAGACAACCUGGUAUGUGUUAGAUAGAAUCUGGUACAGAAGUCAACGUAGAUAAACAAAAUCAGUUUUGAAAGCAUAAAACAUGUUAUUUGCACAAACAGUUUAAAUGCUUUUAUUAUAUUUGCGUGUUUUUAUUUCCAUUUUAACGCCAGAGAGGCAGUGCUCAUUCAUACUGAUUCUUCAAUAAAUAUAAAAAAUGUUUACUUUACGCAUCUGUUCCAUAUUUUAUUUUGAACAAUAAAGUUCUCUUAAAAUAAAUACUCUAUAGUGCCUAUGUUUUGUAUUUAUGGUCAUUUGAAUUUUACUAUGAUGUUCUCGACAUGCGCGUUAGAACACGAUAAGAAAUCAAAAAGUUCUAAUCAAACUCGUGACAAAAAAACUACGAGCAUAAAAGUGGUUACAGAUAUAAUUAAUAUUGUCGUUACACAUGUAUAAUGUAUGUCUUGUGUUGUUUUGUUUUUUUCGAAAAUGUCAGAUUAAAUUUCAUUGAAAUCGUAACAGAUUAAGAUUUUCAUUACAGCAUUAGCAAUCAUGUGACAAUAAAAUAUAAAAAGCCUGGAUUCCCUGGCCAAUACGGCUAGCUGUAUUCAACCAAAUAGCAAGGCCAAUAUGAACAUAAUUAAUUAUUGGUAUUCUUAUAGAGAAUCUAUCAUAGUAUAAAGCGACUUGACGAGUGAAAUAUUACUUCCCAUAAUGUCCAAGCGUAAAUAGUGUUUGACAAAUGGUAAAAUGUACUUAAUUUUCUGUACGUUUUCUAAUUUUGACAUCUGCUCACUCAGCUGCCGGCAUAUAAUAUGAUAAUAUCUGCUUAUCGUGAAAUUCGCUCAUAUCUAACACCCGACCGCAGAUCAGCAAACCUGUGAGGAAUACUAAAUGAUCAAGAAUACUACACGAAUGCUAAAUGCAAGAUUUCAAAAUGGCCCAAAACACUUCACAUUUCGAAUAAGACCAAGCUUGUCUGUCGAUUUUCGUGUUGACCGUGCAUUUCAUACUGUGCAUUUUUUCACGUAUUUGCCGUUUCUGUUAAAAUGAAAUUUUUGCCUUGAUAUACAAUCAAUAUUUCAAGUUUGAAGUGAAUAUUUGUGAUGGUUUUGGGGAAAAAAUAUAAAAAGGGAGAUAAUUAAGCAAAAAUGCCUUUCAAGAUCUCUCCUUUAGAAAUACAUUUUACUUUUAUAUGAAAUAAGUAUUUUAUGUUUAAAGUGAAUAUGUUUGAACUUUUUUGAGCAAUUAGCCGUAACCAAAAGGUUAAUCAAGGCGAAAACAUAAUCGAAAACUUAACCAAAAAAGUUAACCAACGCCGAAAAGAAUGAAAAAAAUCAUUUCUCAAAAUCGUUCAAUCGGGAGGAAAUAAAGUUAGCAGUCAUUUGGUCACGGAGGCCCCUCAUACCUUUUGAUAUAAUGCAAAUAUUGUGUUAAAUCUGGAGAUGACAUAUCAGUUAUAGAGGAAAAACUACAAUAUAGCCUUAAUAUGAUUAUUAAGUGAUGUAAAAUAAAUAAUAUGCUUUUACACCCUAAAAAUCUAAAAGUAUGCUGGUAGGUAUAUAGUAGACAAAAGCUAAAGAUUGCAAAAGCAAUAAAUUUGAAAAUUAACGACUCAACUCUUGACAAUGUAGAAUCACAAAAACUGCUUGGUAUUUAUGUUGAAAAUACACUCAAUUGGCACUGUCAGGUAAAUGAUGUGUGUAAAAAAAUUGAACUCUAAAGUUAAUUUAUUUAGGCGUAUAAAGUACUUUUUAAAUGAGGAAUCUCGUAUGCUUUUUUAUAAUGCAUACCUUCUUCCUAUUUUUGAUUAUUGUUGUAAUAUAUGGGGAAAAGAAAACAAAAAAUAUAUAUGCCAAAUAUACAAAAUACAAACACGAAUUUGCAAAAUUAUUCUAGACCUUCCAAUGAGAAACCAAUCAGAAAGUUUAUACAAAAGAUUAAAAAUAUUGCCUUUCAAGAAAAGAUGUAUUUUUCACACCGGUGUCCAAGUAUAUAAAGCACUGAAUAAUAUGUCCCCUCAAUAUAUCCGAGACUUACUUACCAUAUCUAAUAAUCAAAAGUAUAAUCUAAGAAUAAUAUCUCACGGAAAUUUAAUUUCGUCUUACAAACCACGUACUAAUCAUUUUAAUGACACAUUCCAAUUUAAUGCCAUGGUUAUUUGGAAUUCCAUACCACUGACUAUAAGAAGAAAAACAAAAUUGUAAAUAUUUAAGAAUAGUUUCAAGAAAUACUUAUUUAAUCAACUUUAGCACGGUCCGUAUGUAUUAAAUAUACAAGAUACGCUCUUUAUAUUCAUACAUGUGUUUUUAGCUCACCUGUCACAAAGUGACAGGGUGAGCUUUUGUGAUUGCUUUUCGUCCGGCGUCCGUCGUCCGUCCGUCGUCCGUAAACUUUUACUUUAAAUGACAUCUUCUCAUAAACCACCAAGCCAAUUUCAUCAAAACUUCACAGGAAUGUUCCUUUGGUGGUCACCUUUGAAAAUUGUUCAAAGAAUUUAAUUCCAUGCAGAACUCUGGUUGCCAUGGCAACCAAAAGAAAAAAACUUUAAAUAUCUUCUUCUAAAAAACCCAAAGAGCUAGAGCUUAGAUAUUUGGCAUGAAACAUCUUCUAGUGAGUGUCUACCAAGUUUGUUCAAAUAAAAGCCCUGGGGUCAAAAUUGGCCCCGCCCCAGGGGGUCAUUGAUUUUCCCUAUAUGCAUAUAGUAAAAACUUAAAAAAUCUUUUUUUAAAGAACCCAAAGAGCUAGAGCUAAGAUAUUUAGCAUGAAACAUCCUCUAAUGGGUGUCUACCAAGUUUGUUCAAAUAAAAGCCCUGGGGUCAAAAUUGGCCCCGCCCCAGGGGGUCAUUGAUUUUCCCUAUAUGCAUAUAGUAAAAACUUAUAAAAUCUUCUUUUAAAGAACCCAAAGAGCUAGAGCUAAGAUAUUUAGCAUGAAACAUCCUCUAAUGGGUGUCUACCAAGUUUGUUCAAAUAAAAGCCCUGGGGACAAAAUUGGCCCCGCCCCAGGGGGUCAUUGAUUUUCCCUAUAUGCAUAUAGCAAAAACUUAAAAAUCUUCUUUGAAGAAACUCAUAUAGCUAGAGUUUAGAUAUUAAGCAUGAAGCAUCUUCUAGUAAGUGUCAACAAAGAUUGUUCAAAUAAAAGCCCUUUGGUCAAAACUGGCCCUGUCCCAGGUGUGUCAUUGUUUUUAACUAUAUGUGUAAAGAAAAAACUUGACCAGCUAGACCUUAGAUGUUUAGCAUGAAACAUCUUCUAAUGGGUGUCUACCAAGUUCAAAUAAAAGCCCUGGGAUUUAAACUGGCCCCGCUCCGGGGGCCUAUAUACAGGUGAGCGACUUCAGGGCCAUCAUGGCCCUCUUGUUUAUUAUUAUGUUUUCUAAUAAUGGGUGUCUGUCUUAGUUUCAAGUUUUUUGACUGUGUUAAUUUUGUUAAUUUUGUAAGUUAAUUUUACUUUUUAAAUUGCAGAUUAAAAUGAUGCACUGAUGAAAGUAUUAUGUUUAAUGAUAAAUAAAAUGAAUUGUAUGAAUGUUCAGUAUAUGUGUUAAUAUAUGUUAAAAUUGUGAUAACCAUUUAAUCAUUUCUUUUACAUGUUAUAUUUUCUUUGAUUGAUAUGUGUUCUUUUGUGUGUGUGUUUUUAUUUUUAUUUUUUAUUUUAGAAGGCCGCAUUGUUAAUAAGAUGUUGCAAUCUGUAUAUAUGUCUUAAUGUGUUACCUUCGGUAAAUAAAGUUAUUAUUAUUAUUA